This is a messenger RNA of Podarcis lilfordi (Lilford's wall lizard), 375 nucleotides long. NCBI's taxonomy places the organism in Eukaryota, Metazoa, Chordata, Lepidosauria, Squamata, Lacertidae. The record is from the annotation of a GenBank genome assembly.
AUGUGCAUCUUAGGUCUUCCAUCUUCUCCAAUCAUCUUUUGCUAUCUUCUUCUUCUGGCUGACUCCACAAGCACCAACAACUCCCAACUCUCCUCUGCUGACCAGCACUUCUUCUGGCCCCUCCAGUUCCAGCCAACCACACUAACUGAAAAUUCCAAACCUGCCCCCAACAAUCAAAAUAUGCAAACCUUAUAUACUUUGCAUACUGAGAAUUCUAAUGCCAACCCUUCCUCACAGCUGUCAGUUAAGGCCCCAAGCGACAAGUUAAACUUAAAUUCAUCAGACCAGACAGAAACCCUCCAACAUCAAAUACACUUCAAUGUACAUUACGUUACAAAUGUCAGAGCACAUUGCACAAUUUCCAUUAAAUCUUAA